This is a messenger RNA of Xiphophorus maculatus (southern platyfish), 518 nucleotides long. RefSeq names its product NOP10 ribonucleoprotein (gene nop10). Gene Ontology annotation, molecular function: telomerase RNA binding; box H/ACA snoRNA binding. Gene Ontology annotation, cellular component: box H/ACA telomerase RNP complex; box H/ACA snoRNP complex. Gene Ontology annotation, biological process: ribosome biogenesis; rRNA pseudouridine synthesis; snRNA pseudouridine synthesis. The transcript is spliced from 2 exons. The record is from RefSeq and is a predicted model, not a curated record. The coding region runs from base 169 to 363 and encodes 64 amino acids. Lineage: Eukaryota; Metazoa; Chordata; Actinopteri; Cyprinodontiformes; Poeciliidae.
GCCGGAAAUCCACCUUUUCUGCGCGCAGGGUUGAAGAAACCUUCGCUGCACGUGGGUUUCAGACGUAGCAACAACGCUUUUACCGAAAUCCUUUGGACUUUCCAGACUUGAAAAGUCUAUUUGAUUUCAUUUGAACGUGUAAAGCCCAAAAGGCACCGUGUCGUCGUGAUGUUUCUGCAAUAUUAUCUAAAUGAGAACGGAGACCGAGUGUACACUCUGAAGAAGGCGACACCCGAAGGGCAGCCCACCAGCUCGGCCCACCCGGCUCGCUUCUCACCGGACGACAAGUUCUCCCGGCACCGGGUGCUGGUGAAGAAACGCUUUGGGCUCCUCCUCACGCAGCAGCCCAGGCCCAUUCUGUGAUGGAAGUGAUGCUGGGCCUGCAAGAGGAAGACAAACUCCUGGGUUGGAUUCAGAAAGACUUGACUAUGAGCUGGAUCAGCUACAACUUGGAUUAUUUUGGUGUUACUUAUAGUUAUAAUUGGUACGUACCCAAUAAAAUGUGCUAAUGCUUUUUA